Dicentrarchus labrax (European seabass) is the source of this 2975-nucleotide messenger RNA. It is a transcript of the gene itfg1, whose product is annotated as integrin alpha FG-GAP repeat containing 1. Lineage: Eukaryota; Metazoa; Chordata; Actinopteri; Moronidae. Gene Ontology annotation, cellular component: plasma membrane. Bases 67 to 1842 code for a protein of 591 amino acids. The record is from RefSeq and is a predicted model, not a curated record. The transcript has 18 exons.
CCCUGCCGUACAGCUGGAUGCCGUAUUGCAGUUGGUGUUGUUGUGAGGAGCUGCACUAGCAUAAGGAUGUGGCUCUUCAAAUCAAAUCUUUGGGCUUUUUUCUUCCUUUUUGUGGGCCAGUAUAACACAUGUGCUCUUCAGGAUGUGACCGCCGACCUUUUCGGUGGAGAAAACUAUGGGACAGUGGCAGCGUUUGGAGAUAUUUACGCCGAUAAACAGACAGACAUCUUCAUCAUCAGAGAGCAGUCUGAAGUGGUGAUAUUCGUGGCUGACUCGAAAGCACCUUACUUCAAACCCAAAGUUCACAUCACUAAGGACCUUUUCCCCAGUGAGACCAUCAUCACCAGUGUGGUUCCUGGAGACUAUGAUGGAGACUCUCAGAUGGAUGUCCUUCUUACAGCUCAGAUCAACUCCAACUUCGAAACUGUCCUCAUCUUCUGGGGGCACAACCAGACAUUAGAUAUGAGUGGGUGGCUCACGCUGAACAAGACCUUUGCAGAUCAGCCUCUUGUUAUGGAUUUCAAUGGGGACAUGAUCCCAGACAUUCUUGGAGUCAACAGCUCCUUAUCCAUUGAAGUCUGCAAUCUCACCAGCAGGAUUCCAUCAUGUGAGAGUGCACUGAGUUCAUCUGUCAAGAUGCGCAAGCCACACUCUAACGCUUUCAUUGACCUCAACAAGGACUUCACCGCUGAUUUGUUCCUGACCACUGAGGGGCCUAAGUUUGAGACGUGGCUCAGUAAGGACGGGAAAUUCACCAGAGCUGAAAUCAUGCCAGGAGAUCCGCCACCAGCCAAGAUUGUGGGACAGUCUUCCUUUGUCGACUUUGAUGGUGAUGGCUACCAGGACCACCUCCUCCCCGUGUGUUUGGAUGACGGCUGUAAAAACAGUACCAUCUAUCUGGCCAAGUCAGGCUCAAAAGAGUGGGUAUCAGUGCUGUCGGAUUUCCAGCGGAGGGAAACGGUUUGGAGCUUUGUGCCAGCGAAACCCAGCCAACCCCUGGCCCUGCACCUCGGGGACUACAACCUGGACGGCUUCCCUGAUGCCCUGGUGGUCCUCCGCAACACCAGUGGCAGUGGUCAGCAAGCCUUUCUGUUGGAGAACGUACCCUGUAACAGCGCCAGCUGCCACAGUGUAGGAAGAAUGUUUCACAUCCACUGGGACCAAUCAGAUUUGGGAGCCAUCCAAAAUGCCGUCAUGGCAACGUUCUUUGACAUCUAUGAGGACGGUAUAUUAGACAUGCUGGUUCUAAGCCAAAAAGAGGGCAAAAAAGACUUGAUCAUCCAUGCUUUGAAGAACAAUUUUGAAGCCGAUGCCUACUUCGUCAAAGUGAUGGUGCUCAGCGGCCUCUGCUCCAAUGACUGUCCAGAAGAUGUCAAGCCGUUUGGUGUUAACCAGCCAGGUCCCUAUGUCAUGUACACCACAGUGGACUCCAAUGGCUACCUGAAAAAUGCAUCGGCCGGUCAGUUGAGUCAGUCGGCUCACUUCUCCCUCCAGCUGCCCUACACUGUGCUGGGCCUCGGACGCAGUGCCAACUUCCUUGACCACCUAUUUGUCGGCAUCCCCCGGAAGCCUGGAGACACGGACAUAAGGAAGCAGGAGUGGACGGCCAUCAUUCCCAACUCUCAGCUCAUCGUCAUCCCCUUCCCACACAAUAAGCCCCGCAGUUGGAGCGCUAAGUUGUACCUGACUCCAAGCAACAGCGUGUUGCUGACGGCCAUCGCGCUGAUCGGAGUGUGCGUCUUCAUCCUCGUCAUUAUUGGGAUCCUCCACUGGCAAGAGAAGAAAGCAGACGACCGAGAGAAGAGGCAAGAAGCCCACCGUUUCCAUUUCGACGCCAUGUGAUAGAAGAGACUUGCAUCAUGGGAGAACAUCUCCUGUCCUCCUCCGCCCACCCCCUUACCCCCCUCCCCUCUUAACACACAUAUUUUCACUCAGACUCAUUUCAAGGGCCAAUAAACGGAUCCUCAUUUGCCCCAAAAUGUUUCUUUUUGAUAUUCUUCAGUCCUCCAGUCAGAUGUGAAAUAUUUAUGUUCCAUUUCAUUAAUUCAUUCCAGUGUUAGAAGUACAGGAGCUGCAACAAGGCCAUGGAGACACAGAGAGAAAUCCUAAUGGAGAUCAAGUUUAAAGCAGGGAUUUCUUUGGACUGGCUGUAGUCGGCAGUAUGAUCAUCAGUGGUGUUAUUAGACUAUUAGUUUGACAAAAUGACAGAUUUGUGUUGAAACAGCCAACAAAUUACUCCAAUAUUGUAAGCUGUUUGUUGAAUAACUGGAAGGGAAGCACCUUUGGCACCAAGUGUUGUGUGUAAUGUUACUUGAAAUCCAUGUCUGCGUUACUGUAUGGUCUUUUGAUUCACUUCUGUCUUUUGCAUUUGAUUGGGAUAUUGUAAAGACCUCCUUCAGAUUUUAUUACCUGUGAAAUUAAACUGAGAUGUAUUCUGUGAUAUCAGUCUCGGCCUUGAAACUGCAGCAGUAACUGGUGCAAAGUGAACAAAAACGGACACAAUAAUUGUGUGGAACAUUUUUCUGCUACCAAUCUCCCCCAAAGAAUGAUGAAUGGCCUUCAGGUCUGCUGAGUGCAAAUUAAUCUUUUCCUCUGUCUAUCGUUUCACAGUGCAUCAUGGCAGUGCCAAAAAGAAAGUUUCUAUGUUGCAUCCUGCUAAUGCUACUGCUUAAAGGCUCAGCAGAUAGAAACUGCUGCUGAAUGAGACACACGUUACUCCAGCUUCUUCACAGAUAUAGUUUUAAUUUCUGUUGUCUUUUUGUAAGUUGAUCAGGCCAAGCGCUCUGGUGUGUUCAGAUAUUUAUUUUACAGGAAGGAGCUCAUGCCAAGUGUUUUGCACUUUUUAACUAAUGAUUAACUGCGGGUGUAUGUAAUUUAUUUUGUUUUGUGGAUUUGAUUUUGCAAAUGAAUGUUAAAGCUACUACAUGUGUUUACUUACUGAGGUUAAGAAUAAAGGUUUCUCUGGCUUAAAUCAA